Molecule: messenger RNA, 1407 nt
Organism: Caenorhabditis remanei
Lineage: Eukaryota; Metazoa; Nematoda; Chromadorea; Rhabditida; Rhabditidae
Exons: 8
Coding region: 1-1407 (468 amino acids)
Biological process (GO): intracellular signal transduction
Molecular function (GO): protein binding
Source: RefSeq, a predicted model, not a curated record
AUGAUGGAAAGCCACGACGACUUCGAUAGUCAGAGCCAACUUCAGAGAGCGCUCGCCGACAAAAUCACAAAUUAUGCGCCGAUCGAGGAAAUCCGCUACGUCCUUAUGCGUGGAGCACAGGUUGAUGGACAAGUCACCGCCGGGUUGACACCACUCCAUUACGCUUGCUAUAUCAACUACCAGGCCGCAGCAAAACUUCUUUUGACCCUUGGAGCAAAGGUGCAAGCUGUCGACAAUAUUGGUUGCUCUGCACUUCAUCUUUGUGCCGAACACGGACAUUACAGAAUGAUCAAGCUGCUUCUUCAGUACAUGAAAGUCGUUGAACAGUACGAGACUCCAGAGUUUCGUGUUGGAGACAAAUAUCCACAACGAGAAAAUAUUGACGAGCCACUUCGACUUGCUAUCAAGAAUGGUCACUAUGACUGCGCCCGUCUUCUCCUAACUAAUGGAGCAAAUCCAAAUGCCAUCUAUUUUGACGGACCAGAAAUCACUCAAGUGAGCCCAUUGGACACCAACUUUUUGGAAAUGCUUCUUGAGUUUGGUGCUGAUCCAAACGUGUUUGAUCGUAAGGGUAUGACACCAAUAAUGAAGGCUUGUCGUAUGAAGGAUAAGGGAAUCGAGGCGAUUCGGAUUUUGUUGAAGUAUGGAGCAGAUAUCAACAAGUUGUCUCCAGAACGUCAAGAUCAUAGAAGUGCUCUUCACUUUGCACUUCUCUCUGGAAACCAUGAUUUGGUGAAAUUUUUGAUUGCAAAUGGAUGUAAUGUGAAUAUGGAUGAAAAGUAUGAGAAACCAUCUCCAAUUGAUAUUGCUGUCUUGAAAGAUGAUCCAGUUCUUUUGAAAAUUGUUCUGGACGCUGGAGCCAACCCAAAUGCAGUCCAUACUUACAUUGGAUCAUGUCUUCAUUUGGCAUCUUGUUCGGUUCUUCUCAACCAAUACAAAAUUGUUGAGCUUCUCUUGGAACACGGAGCUGACAUGAACCUCCAGCACAAGUUCCCCGAUGGUUCCCGCUUGAAAAGUCCAUUUGUCGAGUACUUCCGCUCCAAUGAUAGCAUCGACGCAAAAGUUGUGAAAUUGUUCAUCACCCACGGCGCCAAAGUUGUUAUGAGAAACCCACUUCACGACUGUCGUGGACAACUCCGCAAUGUUCUCAAACUAGCCGCUCUCCAAAACCAACCAGAAGUCUUGGAACUUCUGUUGGGACUUGGUGAGCAGUAUGACAACAAGGCUAUUGAAAGACUCCCCUUGCCAUCGGAGCUGAAGACUCAUAUCAGUGAGAGAGCCAAAAAUCCACACAGCCUCCAACAUUUGUGCCGUCUUCAAAUCCGGGACACCGUCCAGACGUCCGAAUACAAGACCCUCCCAAUCCCAGAGUUCUUGAAAGCCUAUCUCUUGGGAUUGAUCCCAUAG